CGAGCGUCCUUGGAGGAAUCAGCGUCGCCCUGGUAACAAAUGCAAAACACCUGCAGAUCCUCAUCACCGGCUGAUCGGUCACAGCUGCUUGUAAUCAUCCACGGUGCAUUUAAGCCGCAUGAGCUGAGCAGACAGGGAGACUCUGGUCUUGAGCCAUACACAAAUACUGGACUAACUGUGUUCUCUUUAUUCCCCCAGAAAGCAGCGAGUGACCGACAGCCUCACAGAUUGGAAGCACGUUUGGACACCCACUUUCACUGGAAUUCAGCAUUGAAGGACACUUUGAGCACCAGCCUGCACUCACCGGAUCGUCUCACUUUUCUGUUAUCACUUUAUUGUUCCGGAAAGGGAGAAAGGUUGGCGCGCCCGUCCCCCAGCGAUGGAAGAAAUGAUACAGCGCCUCGCGGAAGUCAGCAUCCGCCAGCAGCAAAUAAUGGAACAUCUCGCCACUCGCCAGGGCAGGACGGAGGAAGAGGUUGCAACCGCCCGUGCCACCGCGGCCCACCGGGUUCCGCUACCUGAUCCUCGUGCCCAAGCCGCUCGCCUGCUACCGAAGAUGACCGCCGAUGACGAUGUGGAAGCCUUCCUGCAGGUCUUCGAGAGCACCGCCCAACGAGAGGUGUGGCCCCAGGAAGAUUGGGCACACGCGCUGGCACCCCUCCUCACCGGAGAAGCCCAACGGGCUUAUUUCUCACUUCCCCUGGCGAUCGCUGAGAAUUAUGUCGAAGUUAAACGGGAAAUUCUCGCAAGACUCGGCCUCUCGCCUAUCUGCGCCGCCCAGCAGUUCCAUGAAUGGCAGUUCAAGCUCCAUGUGCCAGCCCGUGCCCAGGCAGCUGAGCUCAGCCGUAUCGCUCAACACUGGCUCUUGGAUGGGAACCCUACUGCAGCGCAGGUAGCGGAACGAGUGGUGGUCGAUCGCCUCCUCCGCGCUCUUCCCCGCGCUCAUCGGCAGGCGGUUGGGAUGAGGAACCCUCUGAACACCCUGGAACUCGUGGAGGCGAUCGAGCUGGCGGAUGCCGUCCAUCACCGCGAGGCCGGGGACCGGCCGCCGUUUCCCCGGAGGGUGGUUCAGGAGCGACGCCCGCUCGAAGGCACCCCGCGACCACUCAGCAGGCCGACGGUUCCCCCGCCGCGAGAUGAGCCCAUGCCCAGCGCUGAACCACCACCCUCCCCGCGAACGUGGCUGGCGGGUUGCAUCAUCCACCCGCACGUACCAUCGGGAGCCCCUGAAGCAGACGUGACGGUGGAAGGAAGACGCUUCCGGGCCCUACUGGACUCAGGCAGUGCGGUCACCCUCAUCCAGGCGCGGCUGUGCGCUUCACGAAGCAGCCCGAAAAAUUUCUUACCCGUGACCUGUGUGCACGGAGACACUCGCCAAGUACCAGCCCGUAGAGUCACCAUCUCAUCACCCCAAGGCACCUGGCCGGUGGAGGCUGGCCUGGUGAAGGACCUGCCGGUGGCCGUAUUGCUUGGGAGAGAUUGGCCCGGUUUUGACCAACUACUCACCGCUGCUACUCAGCCCGCCAGCCCAGAGGGGAACCGUCGAAGACGCCGACGCCCUCGUGGACCACGCCGCCGACCGUCUCUACUCGCCUCCGACAGUGGGAGAGAAGGUGAGUCCCCCUCCCAAAACGCUAAUCUGUUUUAUGAUGUUUUCCAACAGGCUGCUGGAGGGGGCUCUUUCGCCCAAGAACAGCGGGAGGACGAUCGGCUCAAACACUGUUGGGGUCAAGUGCGUGUCGUCGAGGGAAAGGAUGUCCUCCCGCGGCCUCACCCUCUCCCACACUUUGUCGUUGAGAGUGGCCUGCUGUACUGUGUUGCCCAGCGGAGGGGGGAGGAGAAGAGGUUACUGGUGUUACCCCGGACCAAGACUGAAACCGUCCUAGAGCUGGCGCAUUCCCAUCCCAUGGCAGGUCACCUCGGGGCAGCCAACACCACCCAACGCAUCCGUGACCGCUUCCACUGGCCGGGCCUGGAGGCCGAAGUGAAGCGGUUCUGCCAAGCCUGCCCGACCUGCCAGGCUACAUCACCCAGAACCCCUCCCCCCAGCCCGCUCAUCCCGCUACCUAUCAUCGAGGUGCCCUUCGAGCGGAUUGGAAUGGACAUAGUAGGCCCGUUGCCAAAGUCUGCCCGCGGACACGAGCACAUCCUGGUAAUCGUCGACUACGCCACCCGGUACCCGGAGGCAGUCCCCCUGCGUAAGGCCACCGCGAAGUCCAUCGCCCAGGAGCUGUUUCUGCUGUCCAGCCGAGUUGGCCUCCCCUCGGAGAUCCUGACUGACCAGGGAACCCCUUUCAUGUCCCGGCUGAUGGCGGACCUCUGCAGGCUGUUGCGGGUAAAGCAGUUGAGGACCACGGUUUAUCAUCCCCAGACGGAUGGACUCGUCGAGAGAUUUAACCAGACCCUCAAGCAAAUGCUAAAACGCGUGGCGGCGGAGGAUAAGCGGGAUUGGGACCUCAUGAUCCCCUACGUGCUUUUUGGGGUCCGUGAAGUUCCCCAGGCCUCAACUGGCUUUACCCCCUUUGAGCUCCUGUUUGGUCGUCAACCACGGGGGCUCCUGGACAUCGCCAAAGAAGCUUGGGAGCAACAGCCUGCCCCUCAUCGUACUGUCAUUGAGCACGUCCGCCAGAUGAGGGAACGGAUCGAUCGGGUGAUGCCGUUAGUCCGGGAACAUCUCAGCAAGGCCCAGAAAUCGCAGCAACGCCACUACAACCGGGCGGCCCAGCCACGGGAGUUCCAGCCGGGAGACCGCGUCAUGGUCCUGGUCCCCAACUCUGCCUGUAAGUUCCUGGCUACCUGGCAAGGGCCAUAUUCAGUGGUGGAGAAAGUCGGACCAGUCACAUACCGGCUGAGGCAGCCAGAACGGAGACGGAAGGAGCAACUGUAUCACAUCAACCUCCUGAAGAAGUGGGUGGGGACCCGGGACCAAGUGGCAGCCCUGAGUCUCACCGACCCCGUCAUCGUCGACAUCAACUCCGAACUCUCAGCCGCCCAAAAGACCGAGCUGCAGCACCUGGUCAGUCAGUUCCAGGAUGUGUUCUCUUCCCAGCCCGGGCAGACCAACGUACUCCAGCACGACGUCAGGACGCCCCCAGGAGUCAUCGUCAGGCAACGGCCCUACCGUGUCCCGGAAGCUCGUCGGCAGGCUAUAGAGGAGGAAAUCAAACAGAUGCUUGACUUGGGGGUAAUCGAACCAUCUCGGAGUCCCUGGUCCAGCCCGAUUGUGAUGGUCCCGAAGCCGGAUGGCACCCUCCGCUUCUGUAAUGACUUCCGCCGCCUGAACGAAGUCUCCGAGUUUGACAGCUAUCCCAUGCCCCGCGUCGACGAGCUGCUGGAUCGCCUUGGGAGGGCCCGGUACAUCAGCACCCUAGACCUCACAAAGGGGUAUUGGCAGGUACCACUCUCGGAUGCCGCUAAGCCGAAGACUGCCUUCUCGACCCCUAGUGGCCACUGGCAGUACCGGACCCUUCCCUUCGGCCUACAUGGGGCCCCAGCGACGUUCCAGCGGAUGAUGGACAUCAUCCUGCGACCCCACCAGGCGUAUGCAGCCGCCUACCUGGACGACGUCGUAAUCCACUCGGAGGCAUGGGAAGAACAUCUGGACCGUCUCCGGAGGGUGCUCUCGGAACUCCGGCGGGCUGGACUCACCGCCAACCCCCGCAAAUGCCACCUAGCUCUCUCCGAGGCCAAGUACCUGGGUUACCAAGUCGGCCGAGGCCUCAUUCGGCCACAAGAGAAGAAGGUGGAGGCCAUCCUCUCUGCCCCGAGACCCCGGACGAAGACCCAGGUACGAGCCUUUUUGGGGUUGGCGGGUUAUUAUCGAUGUUUUAUCCCCAACUUCUCCUCUUUAGCCACCCCCCUGACAGACCUGACCAGGAAGGGGCAGCCGGAGAAAGUAUGCUGGACCCCAUCGACAGAGGAGGCUUUCGCCCAGGUCAAAGCAGCCCUCACCUCCUCGCCUGUGCUGCGCGCCCCGGACUUUAGCUGCCCCUUCCUGCUGCAGACGGAUGCCUCCGACACAGGUUUGGGAGCCGUGCUCUCCCAAAUUCAGGAAGGUGAGGAGCAUCCGGUCAUUUAUAUCAGCAGGAAACUGUCCCCGGCCGAGAGGAAGUACGCCGCCGUGGAGAAGGAGGCCCUGGCCAUCAAGUGGGCAGUCCUGGAGCUCCGGUACUACCUCCUAGGCCGCAAGUUCACCCUGGUCACCGACCACGCACCCCUACAGUGGAUGGCUCGCGCCAAGGACACCAACGCCAGGGUGACUCGCUGGUUCCUAGCACUCCAGGACUUCCACUUCGAGGUGCGCCAUCGGGCCGGGGCCGCCAAUGCGAACGCUGACGGCCUCUCACGGAUCUGGUCGGCUUUUGCAGGUUUGUCAGGGGUCAUUCCCCACCCUCCCCGGAUUUCACCCCUAAUCUCUCCAUUUCUGCACAGGACCAGAACGACGCUUAGGGGGGGGGAAUGUGACGAGCGUCCUUGGAGGAAUCAGCGUCGCCCUGGUAACAAAUGCAAAACACCUGCAGAUCCUCAUCACCGGCUGAUCGGUCACAGCUGCUUGUAAUCAUCCACGGUGCAUUUAAGCCGCAUGAGCUGAGCAGACAGGGAGACUCUGGUCUUGAGCCAUACACAAAUACUGGACUAACUGUGUUCUCUUUAUUCCCCCAGAAAGCAGCGAGUGACCGACAGCCUCACAGAUUGGAAGCACGUUUGGACACCCACUUUCACUGGAAUUCAGCAUUGAAGGACACUUUGAGCACCAGCCUGCACUCACCGGAUCGUCUCACUUUUCUGUUAUCACUUUAUGUAAAUAAAUCCACCCUCCGGGGCUUUGUGUUCACAGCAUUUACUUGUCGAGUGAUUCUUCACCCC
Paramisgurnus dabryanus is the source of this 4866-nucleotide messenger RNA. RefSeq lists its product as uncharacterized. Gene Ontology annotation, biological process: proteolysis; DNA integration. Gene Ontology annotation, molecular function: aspartic-type endopeptidase activity; nucleic acid binding. Lineage: Eukaryota; Metazoa; Chordata; Actinopteri; Cypriniformes; Cobitidae. The record is from RefSeq and is a predicted model, not a curated record.